This is a messenger RNA of Clonostachys solani, 1710 nucleotides long. Lineage: Eukaryota; Fungi; Ascomycota; Sordariomycetes; Hypocreales; Bionectriaceae. The record is from the annotation of a GenBank genome assembly.
AUGUCUGGUGGCUAUAACGAAGGUAGCCGCGGCGGUGGCUACGGAGGCGGUGGUUACAGCAACGGCGGCGGCGGCGGUGGUGGCCGCGGUGGCUACGGAGGAGGUGGCUACGGCCGUGAUCGAGGAGAUCGCGGCGACCGCAAUGGAUAUGGCGGCGGUGGUGGUGGUGGCUAUGGCGGAGGCCGAAGCAAUGGCUACAGCAACGGAAAUGGCUACGGCGGCGGCGGCGGCGGUGGUGGUUUCGGUGGAGGAUACGGUGGUGGUGCUGGCGGCGACCGAAUGAGCAACCUCGGUGCCGGUCUGCAAACGCAAGAAUGGGACCUCACCACCCUCCCCAAGUUCGAGAAGUCCUUCUACAAGGAGAACACAGAAGUUGCCAACCGCUCUGAUGCUGAGGUGGAGGCUUUCCGCCGCAAACACCAGAUGACCAUUGCUGGCUCUGAUGUCCCCAAACCCGUCGAGACCUUCGAUGAGGCUGGAUUCCCUCGCUACGUGAUGGACGAGGUCAAGGCUCAGGGUUUCCCUGCUCCUACCGCCAUUCAGUCACAGGGUUGGCCCAUGGCUCUUUCCGGACGCGACGUGGUCGGUAUUGCUGAGACUGGUUCCGGAAAGACACUUACUUACUGCCUUCCCGCCAUUGUUCACAUCAACGCCCAGCCCCUCUUGGCACCCGGAGACGGACCUAUUGUCCUGGUCCUUGCCCCCACUCGUGAACUGGCUGUUCAGAUCCAGCAGGAGAUCACCAAGUUUGGUCGAUCCUCCCGCAUUCGUAACACCUGCGUCUACGGAGGUGUUCCCAAGGGUCCUCAAAUCCGUGAUCUUUCUCGCGGUGUUGAGGUGUGCAUUGCCACCCCCGGACGUCUGAUUGAUAUGCUUGAAGCCGGCAAGACAAACCUCCGCAGAGUUACCUAUCUUGUUCUCGACGAGGCUGAUCGUAUGCUGGACAUGGGUUUCGAACCCCAGAUCCGCAAGAUUAUUGGUCAGAUCCGCCCCGAUCGUCAGACUCUGAUGUGGUCUGCUACCUGGCCCAAGGAAGUCCGUGCUCUGGCAUCCGAUUUCCUCUCUGAUUUCAUUCAGGUCAACAUUGGUUCCAUGGACCUCGCUGCCAACCACAGAAUCACCCAGGUUGUUGAAGUUGUCAGCGACAUGGAGAAGCGCGACCGCAUGAUCAAGCAUCUGGAGAAGGUCAUGGAUGACAAGGAGAACAAGAUUCUCAUCUUCGUCGGCACCAAGCGAAUUGCCGACGAGAUUACCCGAUUCCUUCGCCAGGACGGAUGGCCUGCUCUUUCUAUUCACGGAGACAAGCAGCAGAACGAGCGUGACUGGGUCCUGGACCAGUUCAAGACCAACAAGAGCCCGAUCAUGGUUGCCACUGAUGUUGCUUCACGUGGUAUUGAUGUUCGCAACAUCACUCACGUGUUGAACUACGACUACCCUAACAACUCGGAGGAUUACAUCCACCGUAUUGGUCGUACUGGACGUGCCGGCGCCAAGGGCACGGCCAUCACCUUCUUCACCACUGACAACCAGAAGCAGGCUCGUGAUCUCGUAAAUGUCCUCCAGGAGGCCAAGCAGAACAUUGAUCCCCGUCUUGCUGAGAUGGCCCGUUAUGGCGGCGGUGGUGGUCGCGGAUACGGUGGCUACGGACGUGGACGGGGCGGUGGUAGAGCCAACGCCAACAACAUGCCCCUCGGCAACCGCAGAUGGUAA